AUGUUAGCCAAACAUAUGCACGAAUUGUCGUAAUUUGUAGUAGCUGUUUGCAACCUGUACAAGCGAUAUAACUGACCGUGAGAAUGGUGAGAUAACCCUUCCACUGAAUUGUGUGUAACCAGGCAGCAGAUAGCCAUGGCAAUUAUACCUAUCGCAGCGGAUUGGGUAUAAGCUUGUCAGGUGUCUUGGUUACCGGUAGCGAGUCCUGAAUGCUAUCCGCCGGGCCAGGACGCCCUAGCCCGGCACUUACUCCGUAUGGCGGGACGCUGGUGCCGAAUUCGAGCUGUUAUUUAGCGUUUAAGGCGACAGCUUCCGUUUCAUGGCGACGAGCUGCCAGCCGCCCAAUUCUGGAAUCUGCUUGCAGCGGGCCUUCAUUGCCGUCGCAUCGCAGAUCCAAUCAACGGAUACCAACCCUAGCCUACGAAGGCGCUCGCCAGCCUGGGCCUCAGGACGACGAAUGCGAUCACUCUAGCCAUCCUGCCUCGCACCAUCCGCAUGCCGAGCCAUGCGAUGGUAGCAGCCGGCCCAACCAAGGCGCUCACGCGGAUGCGCCGCCGCAGCAGCGUGACUCGGACAUUGUUCCAGUCAAUGGAAGCAGCCCAACAGCAGCGGAGGCAGAGUCUGCAGUUUCCCUUCCUCUACCUGACUUGCAGUCCGCCCAAACGAAAACAGAUACCGGGCAGCCUUCGCUGCUUCACCCUGGGUUGGAACCUGCAGCCGAAAGCGAGGCGGGGGCUGCUGACGGCCUGAGAGGGGGGCCCACUCCUGCCCUGCCGGCGCCAGAUGCAGCUGCCGAACACCAACAACAACAACAACACCAAGCGGAGCACCUCCACCACCACCGCCCACAACAGCACCCGCAGCCCAGCACGGAUCCCGCCGGCCAUGCGGGGCCUGCAGCGGCAGGGACGGGGGCUGCUGCUGCCCCGGUUCCUCCCGGGUCCGAGGGGAGCGAGGGGAGCGGGGGGCUGCAUGCGGCCCCCCAGGCGCCCCCCCUCUCGCCGCUGCCCAGCCUGCCCCCGCUGCGACUGGGCUUCCUGGACCUGGGCAAGCUGCAGCUGCAGCAGGACUCCUCCGGCCUGCCGCCGCCUCCCUCAGCCGCCAAGGAAGCAGCGGAGGGGCCCCGCGCCGGCCGCCCCCGGCCCCCUGCUGCGGCCUCUGGGGCCUCCCCCCCUCCUUCCCCUCCUUCCUCUUCCCGGCGGCAGCCGCCUCGGGGGCAGCAGCGGCGGGGCGGCUCCCUGUCUCCCGAGGAGGAGAGCAGGCUACGUGACCAGCGCAUUCGCGUGCUGGUGUUGUCCGCACGCACGCUGGCGGAGCUGCAGGCGCUGUGCAGUCGCCACCUGGCCGCCAUGUCCGCACCCACCGCCGCGGUGGCACUGGCGCGACUGGUGCAGCGGGCGGCGGCAGCGCAGCGGCUCAGCAUCAGGGCAGGCGCAGGGAAGGCAGCGGAGGCAGGAGGGGGAGGCGGAGGGGGAGGCGGAGGGGGAGGAGGAAGAGGAGGGGCAGCCGCAGCAGUGGUGGGAAGCGGAAAGGUGGCAGCAAAGGCGGGAGGCGCGCCCGCCGCUUCCGCCUCCCCCUCCCCCUCCCAGGACUCCUCCCCCUCCGAUCGUGUCCCCCGCAGCUCCCUGCGCCUCAUGCGCCGCAUGCUGCACCACAUCGCCCGGGCCAUGGCGCCAAGCAGCCAGGCGGGCAGCAGCGGCAGCGGCAGCGGUGCCAAUACGGGUGCCGGCAGCAGCAGCCGCGCCGGGAGCGCCGGCAGCCGCGCAGCAGCAGCAGCAGCAGGCGGGCUGCUCCCGGCGCCUCCCCCCUCGCGCUUCACCCCGCCCGAGCACCGCGUGCGGGUGGUGGGGCUGGUGCUGUCGUCACUGCUGCGGGCGGGGCUGCAGCCGGCGCGGGAGGACAUGCGGGCCAUGCAUGCGCUGCUGCAGGCGGCAAGGCCCGACCUGUUCCUCUCCUCCCCGCUCCAGCUGGCCCGCCUGGCCUCCUGCCUGCCCCCGCUGUCGCUGCGCCCGCCCGCCCCCUGGCUGGAGCACCUGCUCAAUGUGGGGCGCAGCAAGAUGUACUGCGCGGACGCGGGGCAGCUGGCGGCGCUGGUGUGGACAUGCGCGCGAAUGAGACACCACCCGGGUGAGCUGUGGCUGCACUGCCUGGCUGACCGGCUGCAGCGCGGGGGCCUGCUGGCCGCCGCCUCCCCGGGGCAGCUCUGCCAGCUGCUGUGGUCGCUGCGGCGACUGGACUUCAGCCCCGACCCCGCCUGGCGGGCGGAGGCGGCGGAGGCGGUGGCGGCGGCAGCGGAGGCGGCGUUAAGAGAGCUGGGGGGAG
This is a messenger RNA of Astrephomene gubernaculifera, 2322 nucleotides long. NCBI's taxonomy places the organism in Eukaryota, Viridiplantae, Chlorophyta, Chlorophyceae, Chlamydomonadales, Astrephomenaceae. The record is from the annotation of a GenBank genome assembly.